UUCCGCGGAAGCGGAAGACGGGGGCUCCGCCCAGGCGUGGGGCCAUGGAGCGCGGCCGGCGGUGUAACCCGCGGAGGCGCGGCCGACGCGGUGCUGGCAGCCCUCGAGACUUUCGCGGCGGACGCGGAGGCCGCGCUGAGAGCCUGCCUGGAAGGCGAGGCUGCGGGGACGGGCCCCGAGGCGAAGCUCCCCUGCCCUCUUGCCAUGUGGGAGCUCGGGCACUGCGAUCCCAAGAGGUGCACCGGGAGGAAACUGGCCCGAAAGGGGCUGCUGCGAACCCUGCGCCUCCGCCAGCGGUUCCCGGGGCUCGUCCUCAGCCCUCUGGCCACCGAGUACGUCUCUCCCACGGACCGGCAUGUCAUUGCUCAGCGUGGGAAUGCAGUUAUAGAUUGCUCCUGGGCCAAACUAGAAGAAACUCCCUUUCAGAGAAUGAGAGGAGGUCACCUACGGCUGCUGCCUUACUUGGUGGCUGCAAAUCCUGUAAACUAUGGUCGGCCAUGGAAGCUGUCCUGUGUGGAAGCUUUUGCUGCAGCUUUUUGCAUUGUUGGUAAGCUAUGAUAUGAUUUUCCAGAGCUAGCCACCAUUCUCCUAAGGAAGUUUAAGUGGGGUAAGUCAUUUAUUGACUUGAACAAAAAUCUCUUGGAAAAGUAUGCAGCCUGUCAUUGCCAGGAAGAAGUGCUGAGAGUUGAAAAGGACUUUUUAGCCAGCAUCCAAGACAAAGAAGAAAUAGAUCCAUUUGAUGUUGAUUCAGGGAAAGAAUUUUCUAAUCCAAACAGACCAAUCACUUCCCCAGGACUAGCAGAAAGUAAUGAAGAAUCUGAGGAGGACAGCGUGAGCACUCCAGGUGAUGCUACUGAAAGCAGUGUUGAGAGUUCAGAAGAUGAGGUGCAACAACAGCCAAUAAAUCAACUAUUUAAAAAGUGA
Molecule: messenger RNA, 924 nt
Organism: Calypte anna (Anna's hummingbird)
Lineage: Eukaryota; Metazoa; Chordata; Aves; Apodiformes; Trochilidae
Gene: TSR3
Product: TSR3 ribosome maturation factor
Biological process (GO): maturation of SSU-rRNA
Molecular function (GO): rRNA small subunit aminocarboxypropyltransferase activity
Source: RefSeq, a predicted model, not a curated record